Molecule: messenger RNA, 813 nt
Organism: Serendipita indica DSM 11827
Lineage: Eukaryota; Fungi; Basidiomycota; Agaricomycetes; Sebacinales; Serendipitaceae
Source: the annotation of a GenBank genome assembly
AUGCGCGACCGCGAGACGGGCCGCUCACGUGGUUUCGGUUUUGUGACUUAUAGCUCUGAAGAGGAAGCCAGCAAUGCCAUUAGCGGCCUCAAUGAAACAUCGCUCGAUGGACGCCAAAUCAAGGUCAACCUCGCCAACGCUCGCCCGAGCCAAGGCGGUGGCGGCUAUGGAGGCGGUGGAACUGGUGGAACUGGUGGCUAUGGUGGCGGCCAGGGUGGAUAUGGAGGUGGAGGUGGCGGAUACCAAGGAGGUGGCGGCUACGGAGGUGGCCAAGGCGGCGGUGGAUACGGAGGAUACGGCGGCGGUUCUGGUUACGGUGCCUCGGGCUAUGGUAUGUUUUUUUUGGGCUUGCUGACUCUUUCUUUGUGGUGUAUCGAUGAUCCUCAACGUUCGGCGAAAUUGCAGGUGGCGGAGGUUAUCAAGGACAAGGAGGCGCAUAUGGCGGUGGAGGAUACGGUGGUUCGGCCUAUGGCCAACAAGGUGGUGGCGCAGCUGGUGGUGGAUAUGGUCAACAAGGCUACGCCGGUGGCCAAGCUGGCUAUGGAGCCGGUCAGGGAGGUUAUGGGGCCUCGGGAGGAAGUGAAUAUCCGGCUCAAGGCGGUCAACAAGGUUACGGCGGAGGAGCAGCUGGAUAUGGAGGCUACAGCCAGAGCGGCCAAGGCUACGGCGGAGCUACCUCAGGUGGCCAGGGCGGCUAUGGUGGCACCGGAUACUAAGCCUGGAAAUGCACCAAGUUCAACUGCGUCUCGUCUAUGCCGACUCGAUCUGGUCUCCCCUUCCAUGUUUCGACACCCACAUUCGCUUCCGACUUGA